Echinococcus granulosus is the source of this 546-nucleotide messenger RNA. RefSeq lists its product as hypothetical. The transcript has a single exon. The record is from RefSeq and is a predicted model, not a curated record. The coding region runs from base 1 to 546 and encodes 181 amino acids. Lineage: Eukaryota; Metazoa; Platyhelminthes; Cestoda; Cyclophyllidea; Taeniidae.
AUGAAUGUCACAUCAAAAGAAUCGGCCUCCGAAGUAGAAAAUAGUACAGAACCAAACCGAACGACUGCCCUUAUUGUCUGUGUUGUAGUGAUCUCGUACUCUAUUGUUAUGUUUAUCCUCAUUCUCAAUCACUUCAGAAAUAACAGUCGUCUCAUUUUACACGGACUUCCCGUGUCCAAGAAGCAAUGCCAGGGUCCUGGAGCCGUCCUAAGCAACGAGCUUCUCCGCCUCAACUUCCUGCUUUUUCUAAGUCUCCUUCAGUACGACCCCUUUCCAGGGGACAGAAUCCCUGCAUCCGAGGUCAGUGACACCGCUGCUAUUUUUAACGCUGCUGUCAGUGGAAUUCUCAGGCAGACAAUGAGAGGCAAAUCCCUUCCUCAGGGUCUGGAAUUCUUUCGCCGCUGCUUGCAACUCUUAGAGACGGGCUAUGUGAUUGGGGUGGACGAGAUUGCUGCUCAAGACAUGACUAGAAUUGAGAGGAGAAUUGCCCAACUUAAGGGUAGAAAUGAACAGCUCUGGUUGAGGAAUGAUGACACCAGAAAAUGA